Aspergillus uvarum CBS 121591 is the source of this 3252-nucleotide messenger RNA. RefSeq names its product putative plasma membrane H(+)ATPase. The record is from RefSeq and is a predicted model, not a curated record. Gene Ontology annotation, biological process: proton export across plasma membrane; regulation of intracellular pH. The transcript has 4 exons. Gene Ontology annotation, molecular function: ATP binding; P-type proton-exporting transporter activity; ATP hydrolysis activity. Bases 84 to 3176 code for a protein of 1030 amino acids. Gene Ontology annotation, cellular component: plasma membrane. NCBI's taxonomy places the organism in Eukaryota, Fungi, Ascomycota, Eurotiomycetes, Eurotiales, Aspergillaceae.
CGUAAAACAGCGGAGAAGCGGAAGCAGGGAGAGACAGAGUGAACCCCCCUGCUGCAUAAGGCAAAGUGAUUCAAACCGACGAAAUGGCUGAGCAAGGCGUGCCAACCACCACGGGCAACACGCUCGACGUCGAACGCGGCGGCGGUAGCGGCGCACCACCGCAGCCCUCGAGCUCGGAGCAGCGUCGCGACUCGCGGCGGGUGUCCCGCGUCUCCUACAAGGAGGACUACGCCAACCUCGACGAGUACGGCAAGCUGGUCAAGUAUGCCUCGACCUACCGCGAGGGUGGCCGAGGCGACGAAGGGCAGGGCGAGGAGGAGAUGAAGCGCGUGUGGUACGCCCCCUGGAAGAAGCGCAAGGUCUUCGUCAAGCACGUCGACCAGCAGCAGGGCUUCCCGGAGGAAUGGCUCCUUACGGACAUCCGUCGGGGCCUGUCCAGCGGCGAAGUGCCGGACCGCCGGCGUCGCUCGGGCUGGAAUGAAUUGACCUCCGAGAAGGAGAACCCCAUCGCCAAGAUCCUGUCCUACUUUCGAGGUCCCAUUCUUUAUGUCAUGGAACUGGCCGUGCUUCUUGCCGCGGGUCUGGAUGAUUGGAUCGACUUCGGUGUCAUCAUCGGUAUCCUCUGCUUGAACGCGGCGGUGGGUUGGUACCAGGAAAAGCAAGCCGCGGACGUGGUCGCCAGCUUGAAGGGCGAUAUCGCCAUGAGAGCCACGGUCGUUCGUGAUGGCCAGCAGCAGGAGAUUCUCGCUCGGGAGCUUGUCCCGGGUGACGUGAUUAUCGUUUCCGAGGGCCAUGUCAUUCCCGGCGAUGCCAAGGUGAUCUGCGACUAUAACGACCCCGAUGGAUUCGAGGAGUACAAGAGAAUGCUGGAGCAAGGUGAUCUCAGCAGUACCUCCGAGUCCGAUCUCGAGGACAACGAGCCCGAGAAGCUGGGCAAGCAAGCCGAGGUCGGCGGCGGGGAGGACCCCGAGAAGAGCCAGCCGCCGUCCAAGCCCAAGCGCGGAUACCCCAUCCUGGCGUGUGAUCACUCGGCGAUCACCGGUGAGUCCCUGGCCGUGGACCGCUACAUGGGCGGGAUGAUCUACUACACCACCGGCUGCAAGCGCGGCAAGGCCUACGCCGUGGUGCAGACCGGGGCGAGAAACUCGUUUGUCGGCAAGACGGCCAGCAUGGUGCUGUCCGCCAAGGGGGCGGGCCACUUCGAAAUCGUCAUGGACAACAUCGGCACGUCGCUGUUGAUCCUGGUGAUGGCGUGGAUCCUGGCAGCGUGGAUCGGCGGCUUCUUCCGCCACAUCCCCAUCGCCUCGCCGGGCCAGCAGACGCUGCUGCACUACACCCUGGCUCUGCUGAUCAUCGGUGUCCCCGUCGGCCUGCCGGUGGUCACGACGACAACCAUGGCCGUGGGCGCCGCGUACCUGGCGAAGAAGAAGGCCAUCGUGCAGAAACUCACAGCCAUCGAAUCCCUAGCAGGCGUUGACAUCCUCUGUUCGGACAAAACCGGCACCCUGACAGCCAACAAGCUCAGCAUCCGGGAGCCCUACGUGGCGGAAGGCGUGGACGUGGACUGGAUGUUCGCGGUGGCGGUGCUGGCCUCGUCGCACAACAUCGAAUCUCUCGACCCGAUCGACAAGGUGACCAUCCUCACACUCCGUCAAUACCCGAAGGCGCGCGAGAUCCUGCGCCGCGGCUGGAAGACGGAGAAGUUCACGCCGUUCGACCCGGUGUCGAAGCGCAUCGUGACGAUUGCCAGCUGCGACGGCACGCGGUACACGUGCACCAAGGGCGCGCCCAAGGCGGUGCUGCAGCUGACCAACUGCUCCAAGGAGACGGCGGACCACUACAAGACCAAGGCGCAGGAAUUCGCGCACCGCGGGUUCCGCUCGCUGGGCGUGGCCGUGCAGAAGGAAGGCGAGGACUGGACGCUUUUGGGGAUGCUGCCGAUGUUCGACCCGCCCCGCGAGGACACGGCGCAGACGAUCACGGAAGCGCAGAACCUGGGUAUCAGCGUCAAGAUGCUGACGGGCGACGCGAUCGCGAUCGCCAAGGAGACGUGCAAGAUGCUCGCCCUCGGCACCAAGGUGUACAACUCGGACAAGCUGAUCCACGGCGGGCUGAGCGGGGCGAUGGCGGGCGACCUGGUUGAGAAAGCCGACGGGUUCGCGGAGGUCUUCCCCGAGCACAAAUACCAAGUCGUGCAGAUGCUGCAGGACAGGGGCCACCUAACCGCGAUGACCGGCGACGGGGUCAACGACGCGCCCUCCCUGAAAAAGGCCGACUGCGGCAUCGCGGUCGAAGGCGCGUCCGAGGCGGCGCAAUCCGCGUCGGACAUCGUCUUCCUCGAGCCAGGCCUCUCCACGAUCAUCGACUCCAUCAAAGUCGCGCGCCAGAUCUUCCACCGCAUGAAGGCCUACAUCCAGUACCGCAUUGCACUGUGCCUGCACUUGGAAAUCUACCUAGUCACAAGCAUGAUCAUCCUCAACGAGAGCAUCCGCGUCGAACUGAUCGUCUUCCUGGCCCUCUUCGCCGACCUCGCCACGGUAGCCGUCGCCUACGACAACGCCUCCUUCGACCUGCGGCCGGUGGAAUGGCAACUCCCGAAAAUCUGGUUCAUCUCCGUGCUGCUGGGCCUGCUCCUCGCCCUGGGCACAUGGGUCGUGCGCGGCACCAUGUUCCUACCGUCCGGCGGGAUCAUCCAGAACUGGGGCUCCAUCCAAGAAGUCCUGUUCCUCGAGGUCGCCCUCACCGAGAACUGGCUCAUCUUCGUGACCCGCGGCAUGGACACCUGGCCGUCCAUCCAUCUCGUGACUGCCAUAUUGGGCGUCGACGUCCUCGCCACCAUCUUCUGUCUGUUCGGCUGGUUCAGCAACGAGGAUAUGCCGACCAUCCCGAAAGACCAGUUCGUGGAAACCACCAACGGCUGGACGGAUAUCGUGACCGUCGUGCGGGUGUGGGGCUACUCGCUGGGUGUCGAGAUCGUGAUCGCCCUCGUGUAUGUCAUGCUGAAUAAGUUCCAGUGGCUGAAUAAUCUGGGCCGCGCCAAGCGCGAUAAGGGUGACCUCAAGAUUGAGAAUCUGUUGGGCCAUUUGGCCCGGCUGACGGUGGAGUACGAGGAGCCUGGGAAGCCGAAGGGCCGUUUCUCGUUGGCGGCCUCGAAGGAGGAGGAGGAAUUGGAGUGAUUCUCGGUGGAGAUCUACUAGGUAUGUGGUGGAGCGGGAGGGAGGGUGUUGGAGGACUAAUUGUGGUGAAGAGAGG